Messenger RNA from Fopius arisanus, 2542 nucleotides. RefSeq lists its product as uncharacterized. Gene Ontology annotation, cellular component: plasma membrane. The coding region runs from base 266 to 2476 and encodes 736 amino acids. The record is from RefSeq and is a predicted model, not a curated record. Gene Ontology annotation, biological process: triglyceride biosynthetic process. NCBI's taxonomy places the organism in Eukaryota, Metazoa, Arthropoda, Insecta, Hymenoptera, Braconidae. The transcript is spliced from 9 exons.
AACGUAAUUAUCUUCUCAAUUAUCCACAGAUAUGACGCCCUAUUGUUAUUAAAUAAUCGCAUGAGAAAAGAAAUUCACGCGAAAAAUAUUGAAUUGAAAGAGCAGAAUUUUCAGAUUCGUAUGCUGGAGGGGAAUUUAUUGAGAUCCAAUGAAGAAUUGAUCGAAAAAUCUCUGGAAAAGCCGAAACCCCAGGAAUACCCGCGGACUCGUUAAUAAAUUAAUUAUGUAACACGAAUAAAUGAUUGAGCCGUAGGCCAAUAAAGGAAUGAGGAGCUUCACAAGUUAUAUAAACAAAGAAGGUUUGAAGGAAGACUUUCUGUCAGUGUUCUGCUCAACAUUCGUACGUUUAUCCAAAAUGGAUGCUAAUUCGGGAAACGCGUCUCUCGCAGAGAUAAACGAAGUCUGGGAUUUUGUAUGGAAAACAUUUAAAAACGCAUCUCUGACUUACGACCUCGCGUUUUCUCAAAAUGCAACUAAAACCGGACAAUCGGAGGAGGGAAAUAUUUUUGAUAAUCCAGCGAGACUAGGAAUAUUCACUGGAUUACUUAUUGCAUGGCUAGCUGAUUUUCGAAUCGGUCCUAUCAAGGACUCUAGACUGCUGGAGUUAAAAUUGAAAACAGCACUGACCUGGAUCUUCAACAUCAUCAUCUUCAGCGUGUUCGCGCCGUUCGUGACGCUAUUCCUGAGCCUCUGCUUCGUGUACCGCGGAAUCGUCAGGGAAGUCCUGCGUCGAUCAGAGGGAAAUGAUUUCGGUGGUCUCCUCGAAGGUAGCGACAACGUGUGGGCGAUUGAAGACGAUCACGCGUACUCCAUCAUCAACGUCCUUGGAAUCUUGGAGAUGAAGAUGACGACAGAUGCCAGCAGGAUCCUCGAAGACGUGAGAAAACUAGUCCAGGAUCGCCUCAUCGCGAAGAACUUUGACAAGCUGUGCUGGCAGAGGCACCAGAGAUACGGCUACUUCUACUGGAGACGCACCAAUGACACCAUCAAUUUGGAAGACAGAGUCCGAUGGCUCGGGGAUGAUCAUCCAAACUGCGAUGGCACCUGCGGGAACGUCUACAACGGAUACCUCAGGAAAAUUAUGAACCGAAUCUGCAAUCAGCCACUUCCUGGACAUCACAGGACCAAUUGGGAGAUUCUAGUUGGUAGAAACUGCCAAAGAGCUCUUCAUGUACCUCAGAACACUCUAAAUGUUCCCCUGGUCUUCAGGAUUCAUCAUUCUGUUGGAGAUGGGGUGGCUCUCCUCAGGGUUCUUCUAGAAGCAAUUGCCGAUUCUCAUCUCAAUACUCUUUCUCAAAUUAAAAUUAUCGAUACAGAUCCUCAGAUGCGGGGAAAUCGUGGAGCUGAAGAUGUAGAUAUUUCUCACAAACAAAUCACUGGAGUUGAUUCACCUCUGGAGCAGAUUAUUCAGUUCUCUGAUCAUCUCUUGGAUGCCUCCAUGCCGUUUGCUGUUAGGACACUUCCUCCAGUUAUCGUGAAAUUCAGAAGUUCAGUUCUUCUAGUUCUGGAGAAAGUGAUGAGAGUAUUUAUGGGAAUUAGAGACAGCUGUUUGAGGGGUUGUCAGGAAGGGCUGGGGGUGAUCAGACGUUUUGGGAGGAAUAUGAUUGUCUUGAUAUCCAUUCCCUCUUGUCUGGUUGGGCAGGCCCUUCAUUGCCUGGAUAACAGUGCUCUUCAUGGCACACCUUUGACUGGCGAGAAGAUAAUUUCCUGCUGGAUGGAGGGGGAUUUUAUUAAUGACAGAGAUUCUGGAAUUCUCGAGAAAAUCCGAGAUAUCAAGAACUCCACUGGGACAAGAUUUGGAGAUGUUGUUCUUGCUGCUCUAUCUGCUAAUCUUCAUCGAUAUUUUGAAACAGUCAAGGAAACCGCUCCAAAAACAGUGACAGUUGUCAUUCCAGCUAGAAUGUCAGCUCCAAGUAAACAAUUGAGUCUUAGGAAUGGAUUUUCGGUGGGUUUACUACCUCUAUGCAUUUCCCAGGCAAAUGGAAAGGAAUUGACUCCAAUCACCGAGGAAAAUACCGAAUUAAAAUACCACAGACUCCUGGAGAGACUCAGAGAUGUGUCCAGGUGCUCAGAAAAUUUAAGACAGAGCCCGGAUUACAUAAUUAAUUAUUGGGUAAUGGAUUGGUUGGCUGCGGCUUUACCGAAGAAAUUACUCGAGCCAUUCUUGAAGAGUCACAGUACUAUGGUCUUCAGUAAUCUACCAGGACCCAAUAAAGUGGAUAUUCUGGGGAAUAGUUUAGAGAAAGUCGCGUUCUGGAUCCCUCACAGGGGAACAACCGGUAUUGGCGUUUCUUUUCUGACUUAUGGUGGCAGAGCCCACAUGUCUGUAAUCGUGGAUAAAGGAAUUCUAAGAGACGAGAGUAUUCUGGAUACCAUAAUCAGAGAUACAGUAGACGACAUAAAAAAUCUUCAUGAAUACAUAACAGUAAAGUUAACGCACCUACGGAAACAGGGUUUAGUGUGCAGCAACGAGUAAAAAUUCCGAAUUAAUCUAGAAAACGAAGAAAAACUGUUUUGAAUGAAUUUCUUUUUAUAAAUACUA